ACCCGGUGAGAAAGUAGUCUAAUUGAAGAACCAGAGGGUGGAGGGUGGAGGCACAUCACAUUGGGGUGAUUGUGAGGCAAUAGACGACGGAGAAGACCGCGCGAAACACGGGCAGAGCGUCACCGGCGUAUCCACAAAUCGCGGCUCCUAUCCCUGCCGUGGCUAUCAUGACGCUCAUGUAGUGUCUCUUAAACUGCGUGUCCAAACACAAACCACAACCACGCUUUCCGUAAUCUCAUUUCUCUGCCCUCGCCUUGGUAUUCAAUGGAUUUGAGGAGGCUCCCUUUUUCCAAACCCACACCUAUCUUCUACCCCGUCACGCGCCCCUUAACCUGCGUGACCUCCACCUCCCACCACCACCAGGACCAACCUCCUCAGCCUCAGCCUCCGCCGCCAUUACAGCUCCAGAGCCAUCCACAGCCUUCCAACCAGAGUUUACACAACUGGGUAUCUUCUAUUCUCUCAAAACCAUCUCUAGAUUCUUCUAAGUGUAAAGAACUCAUGCCCCAUUUGUCUCCUUUCGACUUUGAUAGGAUUCUCUUCUCUGUUAAAUCCAAUGUGAACCCCAAAACCGCUUUGAAUUUCAUUUAUUUUGCGUCUGAAGCUUUUAAGUUUCGGUUUACUGUGAGAUCUUAUUGCCUUUUGAUUCGUUUGCUUAUUGUAUCGAACAUGGUUUCUCCUGCAAGAUUGCUUUUGAUCCGUUUGCUUGAUGGGAAAGUGCCUGUUUUAUAUGCCAACCCCAAGAACCGGCAUAUUGAGAUUGCCAUUGUGAUGGCAGAUUUGAAUUCGGCAUCUGAGCGGGUUCUUGGGGUUCAGGCAUUGGAUUUAUUGGUACAUGUUUGCUGCACCCAAUUUAAGAAUCUGGGUUUAGGUUUUGCUAUAGAUGUGUUUCAGUUAUUGGCGUGUAAGGGUAUGUUUCCCUCUCUGAAGACUUGCAAUUUUUUGUUGAGUUCUUUGGUGAAUACAAAUCAGCUUCAGAAGAGUUAUGAAGUGUUUGAAGUGAUGUUUCGAGGGGUUUCUCCGGAUGUUUACUUGUUUAGUACUGCAAUUAAUGCGUUUUGUAAGGGAGGGAAGGUUGAAGAUGCUAUUGGGUUGUUCUUGAAAAUGGAAGGGUUGGGUAUUGCUCCAAAUGUUGUUACAUACAAUAAUAUCAUUCAUGGGCUAUGCAAGAGCAGGAGAUUAGAUGAGGCAUUGCAGUUCAAAGAGAGGAUGGUAAGGAACAAUGUGAACCCAAGUCUUAUAACAUUCAGUGUACUAAUUAAUGGUUUUAUUAGACUCGAGAAAUUUGAUGAAGCAAAUUGCAUAUUGAAGGAAAUGUUGUACAAGGGGUUUGUCCCUAAUGAGGUUGUAUAUAACACAUUGAUUGGCGGGUAUUGUAAAACCGGAAAUAUUAGUCAGGCCCUGAAAAUAAGGGAUGAUAUGGUAUCCAAGGGGCUAACUCCUAAUUCAGUGACUCUCAAUUCUCUUAUAAUGGGGUUUUGCAAUAAUAAUGAUAUUGAACGUGCUGAGUAUGUUUUAGAGGAGAUGUUAUUGAGACAGUUAUCUAUUAGCCAGGAGGCUUAUACUUCAGUCAUUCAUGGGUUAUGUAUGAGGUCUAGGUUUGAUUCUGCACUAAUAUUCAUCAAGGAGAUGCUUUCAAGAAAUUCUCGACCCAGUGAUGGGUUGCUGACCACAUUGGUUGUUAGACUUUGUAAGGAUAGAAAACACUCAGAGGCAGUUAAACUUUGGUUUGGGCUAUUGAAUAAAGGUUUUCCAGCCAAUAUAGUGACCUCAAAUGCUCUAAUUCAUGGACUUUGUGAAGCAGGCAACAUGGAAGAAGCUGUUAGGCUACUUGAAGAGAUGCUAGAGAGGGGUUUGGUACUGGAUAGGAUUACAUACAACACACUCAUUUUGGGGUGUUGCAAAAAGGGAAAAGUGGAGGAGGCUUUUAAGUUAAGGGAAGAGAUGACUAAGCGAGGAAUUCAACCAGACACCUAUACUUACAAUAUGCUAAUACAUGGGUUGUGUAAUAUGGGUAAAGUGGAUGAUGCUGUUGAGCUUUGGGAUGAGUGCAAGAGAAAUGGUAUGGUUCCUAACGUUUAUACAUAUGGGGUGAUGAUAGAUGGAUAUUGUAAAGCUAACAGAAUUGAAGAGGGUGAAAAACUAUUCAACGAGUUGCUUACUAAGAAAGUAGAGCUAAAUUCUGUUGUUUAUAACACACUAAUCAGAUCGUACUGUAGAAAUGGGAAUAUGAUGGCAGCUUUUAAGCUUCAUGAUGACAUGAAAAGCAAGGGCAUUCCACGAACUUGUAACACAUAUUCUUCUCUAAUACAUGGAUUGUGCAAUACUGGCCGUGUUGAGGAUGCAAAAGACCUUCUCGUUGAAAUGAGAAAGGAGGGUUUGUUGCCGAAUGUCAUUUGUUAUACCGCACUAAUUGGCGGUUAUUGUAAGCUAGGCCAGAUGGAUAAUGUUCAAAGUGUCUUGCUGGAAAUGUCUUCAUGUCACAUACGUCCUAAUAAAAUUACCUACACUGUUAUGAUUGAUGGGUAUUGUAAAUUGGGUAAUAUGAAAGAAGCGAUUAAGCUUCUACAUGAGAUGGCAGAAAGUGGAAUUCUCCCUGAUGCUGUCACUUACAAUGCCUUGACAAAUGGGUUUUGCAAAGACAACAAGAUAGAUCAAGCAUUUGAAGUAUGCAAUCAAAUGUCCGAUGGAGGACUCUCUUUAGAUGAAAUUACAUAUACUACAUUGAUUCAUGGCUGGCAUCAGCCCUCAACCAUUGCCAAUCAAGACUGAUCAGGAAUUCUAGAGUGAAGCUGAUUGUAGACUGUGGAUAGUCCUUGCUAACCUUCUCUUCCAGAUUCAAGUAGGAUCUUGGAACCUUAGAGGUAGGCUUUGCUGUAACAGAUUUCAGGUAGCUGCUUGUGGACCAUGGGAUGGCACCGGCUCAUUGAUUAUCCUUUCAGUCAGGGGUUUGGUGUAAGGAUACACUCUAGCCAGACAGUGGCCUCCAGGUGGAACUUAAAUAUGAGAAGCUUGAUGUCCUCAUGCACCUGGAUGAUCUGCCUAUGAUAUUCCUUUCUUAUCCAGAGGUAGUCCAAGGCUUAUGAAGAUUAUUUGUAAAGGUGUUAUGCACAUGGGGUCGGAGUUCAAUUGGAAGUGUAUACUGCUCAUGAAUUGAACAGG
This is a messenger RNA of Alnus glutinosa, 3162 nucleotides long. Its product is annotated as pentatricopeptide repeat-containing protein At4g19440, chloroplastic. The transcript is spliced from 6 exons. Bases 265 to 2772 code for a protein of 835 amino acids. Lineage: Eukaryota; Viridiplantae; Streptophyta; Magnoliopsida; Fagales; Betulaceae. Gene Ontology annotation, molecular function: protein binding. The record is from RefSeq and is a predicted model, not a curated record.